Molecule: messenger RNA, 642 nt
Organism: Arctia plantaginis
Lineage: Eukaryota; Metazoa; Arthropoda; Insecta; Lepidoptera; Erebidae
Source: the annotation of a GenBank genome assembly
AUGACUUCGACUGAAUUUAAUAAUUGUUGUCGCGAGUAUGGUGUCGAACAUCAUGUUGUGGCUAAGGGGGCCAGCAGGGCGAAUGGUCAGGUAGAGCGCAUCAUGAAAAUUAUUGAAGAUAACAUGUCGGUUACCGAACUUAAUAAACCAUGGCACAAUGCUAUUCAGGAUUUACAGUUAGCUAUCAAUUGCACUGUCUCCAAAAGUACCGGCAAAAGCCCUAUGGAAUUGCUACUCGGGAAAAAAUGUUCACCACCAACUAUUAAGCUUUUACAGAUUGACGAUGAUGAAGUGACCGAGGACUUGGAAUCUGUAAGGUCUUCUUGUAAAAAGAGGAUGGACGAGCGAUCUUUUCAAGACAAACUCAGAUUUGACAAAGGUAAAGCUAGCAUAAACCCAUUUAAAGUCGGUGAAUUUGUCCUCAUGCGUCGUCAUGAACGACAUACUACAAAACUUGGUUCAAAAUUCGAAGGGCCUAUGGAGGUCUUAGAAGUAUUGCCUAACGACCGUUAUAAAUUGAAGCACGUUAACCUUCGCGGGUAUAGUGAAAGGAUCGCUAGCCAUGACUUUUUACGACCGGCACCAGUAGCUCAGACGGAUCCUUUCUUUGAUGAAGAGGGCGCCGUAUGGGCGGAUGAGUGA